Jaminaea rosea is the source of this 1784-nucleotide messenger RNA. RefSeq lists its product as hypothetical. Bases 63 to 1784 code for a protein of 573 amino acids. The record is from RefSeq and is a predicted model, not a curated record. The transcript has 2 exons. NCBI's taxonomy places the organism in Eukaryota, Fungi, Basidiomycota, Exobasidiomycetes, Microstromatales.
CCCUCACAUUCCACCUCACCAAGUCAAGGCGCAAAGUUACUCUCCUGUUGCGCCCUUAUGCUAUGCAAGGGCGCCCGCCACCGAUCGCGACCCACCACAUUGACCUGAGCGACCAUUCUCCCUCCUCUGCAAUUGCCAAGCUCAGUCAGCUCGAAAACGAUGAGUACCAUCCACUGCGGGUGAGCAAGUUGACCCUCCUCGGUUGGGGGGAUGAGGUGGCGGAGCUUUGUGACUGGCUGGCAGAGGAGAUGAGAAAGCAUCCUUGGGGAUGGAACGCGAAGGAGGGCAGCAGCAGGGAGAAGCCCAACCGCUUGCCCAUCCGCACCUUCUCCCUCUCCAACUACAACUGCACCGCCGUAGGAUACGAUGCCAUUGCCCGCUUGGUGGAGAAGCAUGGCUCUCUCACCACACUUGAGCUAGUAAUGAAUUCCUCGCGGACAGUCCCCGACCUUCGUCGCUUGACGUCGAGCAUCUCCCUUUCUCUGCUACGGACAGUCACUCUCUCAUCUACCAAACUUACCCCGCAGGCAUUUUGCGACUUUAUUGACGGCCUCGAUGCGCCCUGCCUACGCGAGCUGAGGAUGAGCUUGACGCUGACGGGAGCAGAGGUGAAGAGAGAGGAUUCCUUACGAGCUGCUGCGAGUGUAGCGCAUCUCGUUCGGAGCAGCAAUGAGACUAACGCACAUUCUCAAGACGAUUCGACUACUGCAUCCUCACGCCGCGGCUGUGCUCCUCAACUCGAGCUUCUCACCCUUAAUGGGUGCGCCCUUACUCUUCGCGGGGUCCGCAUGAUUGUCGCCGCCGCCAUUGGAGGGUCACACUCCACGCCGAACAGAAGCUUGACGCACGUCGAGCUGUUCGCUACUUCUCAGCCGGGGGAGGUGGACUCGGAUCAAGAAGGAGAGGGUAGCGAGGUUCAGACCGGGCAAGGUACUGAAAGGAGAAGGAGGACGGUCAGCAUCGGCCGUAGCUUCGUUGAGGCGCGAAGAGCCAGAAGGAGGGACGAGAGGGAAGGGAUGCCAAGCGUUGAUGUCGCUACCAGCAGCUCCUCCUCAACAGGCUCCACUCGCCCGCAUCCAACGAACAAUAGCGCAUCUCCCAGUGCUCGCCAGCACCCCAUUCUCACACCGGGAGAUCCCCGCUGCUAUCGCCACAUCUCAUCCGCUAAUUGGCGCUCCGCCCUCAACGCCCACCUCUGGCAGAACGUCCAAGACAGGUCAGCUGUGAUAGCUGCCGCUACUCUGCUCUUGGCUAAGGCCAGGGUAUUGGGGUGUCGGUCACAGCUCAGCUAUCCUGAGGACAAAAUUACAGACACGAUGGACUUGACUGCCCUACCCCCAGAGAUCAGACUCGAGGUGCUCCGCGCCUUGGACGACGAGCACGUCCUCUCGGAAGGGCAGUUCAGACGUGUAGUAGCAUGGGCGUGCGAUCCCUCUACGAUAGGCUACGGCAGGCACACCUGGCGACCUCCAACACUAUCGCCCGACGAACGAGCCGACGACCGCGCAGGGCAGGGCCUUAUACCCACGCAGCCCCACGACUGGCCUACCACCCUCUCACGGUCUCCUCCGCGCGACUGGGCGGCAGAAGCGUACGACGACUGGUCCGUGGCGAAGAGCCACGCAUUGUUGCCUUUGCCUGACCCGCUUGAAGAAGGGCAGAAUAGGAGAGAGACGAAGCGCGCCCCUCCUCCUGGUGGUGAGGAGCGAUGCCAAGGCAUCGCGGAUGCUGCCUUCCUGGCCUUCUUGGAGGGGACGCGGGUGAGAUUUCGAGAGGACCAUUGA